AUGGCACUUCUGGAGACACUUGGUCAUCCCUACCUGAAGUCCCUGGCCCAUCGUGGCUACAUUCAGGGCACCACUCUGCACUCCAAAGCAACUAACCAGCCCCUAUGUCACUACUUCGGAUCUGUCCGAUAUGCCCUUCCUCCUCCUGAAAGAUGGCGCCGGGCACAGAAGCUCCCCCAGUCCUAUUCCUACGGCACCAAAGACCAACCCGCCCCAUGCGACCAAGACGCUGCUGUCUGUCCGCAGCCCAGCUUCAUGGGUCGCCCGUACACGAAGGGGUUCACAGAGGACUGCUUUGAAGCCAGCGUGUGGGUACCGCUGGGAGAGCCCCCCAAGGAAGGCUGGCCGGUUCUUUUUUUCAUCCACGGAGGCUGGCUACAAUUCGGCCACCCGAACGGAUUCUCGGCCGCAGCUCUAAUAGGCGAUGCUGGACUCAACGCCAUUGUCGUCCUUCCAGCCUACCGGCUGAACGUAUUCGGUUUCUUAUACUCCUCGGAGAUCGAGAAGGACGCCGCCUCUGUAGGCGAAACAGCAGGCAACCACGGCUUCUGGGACCAGCGUCUAGCCCUAGAAUGGACGAGGGACAACAUCAGCCUCUUCGGCGGCAACCCAUCCCAAAUCACCGUCUCCGGAUACUCAGCCGGCGCCUACUCAACAUUCUACCAACUCGCCUACGACCUCCAAUUCCCCGCCUCCCAAGCAAUAAUCAAACAAGCCUGCAUCUGGUCCAACGCCGCCGCCGUGCAGCCCAAGUCUCCAGCCUCCGCCCAAGAACAAUUCGAUCAACUCCUCUCGGCCCUAAACAUCCCCAGCACCCUCCCCUGGGCCGAAAAGAUCUCCCAUCUGAGGUCCCUCCCCUCCCAAACCCUCCUCGACGCCGCCAUGAGCGUGCAACUAAACCAAUACCGCCCGACCUCCGACUCAGCCUUCAUCCAACCCACCCUCUUCAAAUCCCUAGACAGCGGGGCCUUCGCGCGCACCCUCUCCGCACGCAACAUCCGCAUCAUGCUCGGCGAAUGCCGCGACGAGCGACACCUCUACGCCGCCUGGUUCCCACCACAAGCCGACAGUCUCCCCGCUCUCCAUUCCAGACUUCUCGCAGAUUAUCCGCGCCACGUCGUAGACACGCUGAUGAAGCUUCACUACCCGGACGGCAAGUUACCAUCGUGCUGCGAGAACUGGGACAAUGAUGCCUUCGGGCGGGUGUAUGCCAAGAUGCAGGUGCAUGAUAUGCAGCGCGGGCUGAUUCAUGCUCUUGCUAGUGGCGGGGCGGGACAUUUGCUUUAUCGGUAUCGGAUUGAGUGGCGGGCCAAGUGUGUGGAUGCCAAUAUUCCGCCCGACUGGGAGGUUACGCAUUCGAGUGAUUAUCCGAUUUGGUUCUGGGGGAAUGGGCAUGUGUUGGAGCCGGAGGAGAAAGGUGUUAUUCGGCGGGCUUUGAUUGAUCCGUUUAUUGGGUUUGUUCAUGGGGAGGAUGUGAAGUGGGGUACGACGCAUCAUCGGGAGAUGAGGACUUUGAAGCCUGAUGGAUCGGUUGAGAUUGUACAGGAUACUGCGCUUUGGGAUGAGGCGAUGCGCGUCUGGAAGGCGUUGCGAGAGGUGGGAGAACCGGAGGCUUCUGCUGCGAAGCUCUAA
Messenger RNA from Aspergillus luchuensis, 1632 nucleotides. Its product is annotated as putative carboxylesterase. The transcript has 4 exons. The record is from RefSeq and is a predicted model, not a curated record. The coding region runs from base 1 to 1632 and encodes 543 amino acids. NCBI's taxonomy places the organism in Eukaryota, Fungi, Ascomycota, Eurotiomycetes, Eurotiales, Aspergillaceae.